CAACGCUCCCAGGGUGCCCCGCGCCCCGCGGGCCCCCGGAGGGCGACGGCGCGGGCGGGAGGUGAUUGCUUUGGCUACUCCAAGUUGCUGAUGAUGAAUUAGUAGAAUAUGGAUUGUUAAAGUAAUACAAGUCAUCAUAAAAUGGAUGGUUUGGGCAGCCUCCUUCCUCCUGUGAUUGGAAAUGAUGAUCCAGAUAAUCCAGGAGAAUUACUAAAACUUCUGAUAGAUGAAAAAAUGCGAAGCGAACGCCAUAAAGCAAAUUAUCAAAUUUUAAAGGCAGAACAUCAAAGAUUACAGGGCGAUUAUACCAAAUCACAAGAUGAAAUAAAGCAGUUAUUAGAUGAAAAACAGGCUGCAAAUGACAAAGUUCAGCAGCUUGUCACUGAAUAUCAAGAGCAGUUGCUGGGUAAAUCGCAAGAGCUGGAAAAACUGAAGAUACAGGUGCUAACUCCUCAAAAAUUAGAACUGUUAAAAGCAAAAAUACAGGAGGAAUUGGAAUCUCCUAUGAGAGAACGUUAUCAGAAGCUAGAAGAUGAAGUGGAAAAAUACAGAACACUAUAUAACAAACUUCGUUACGAACAUACUUUUCUGAAAUCAGAAUUUGAACAUCAACAGGAAGAACAUGCACGUACUUUAGAACAGAAGAAAAUAAAAUAUGAGGCUGAGAUUGCAAGACUGGAUAAAGAUAAAGAAGAACUCCAUAAUCAGCUGCUUAGUAUUGAUCCCACAAAGGACAGUAAACGUGUGGAGGCACUCUCUAGAGAAAAGGCACAACUGUGUCAGAAAUUAAAAGCCUUAGAAGCAGAAGUAGAAGAACUAAGAGCAGAAAGACACAAUUGUGGUGUGCAAGCAGAAAGUGUUCAAAGAGUACAAGCACGACAGAUAGCUGACAUGCAGGCUGCAAUGCGAUGUCUAGAGGCAGAAAAGAAGUCUGCUGAACUGCAGGUCGAUCGAAUUGAGAAAGAACUGCAGACGAGUAAUGAGCAGAACAUUGUCUUAACUAGCAAACUUAACAAAUGUGAACGAGAAGUCAGUUCCUUAGCUGCUAAAGUAGAAGAACUUAAACAUUCACAUAAAUUGGAAUUAACAAAUGUCAAACUGGAGGCAACAAGAACAAAGAGUGAGGUAGAAAGGGAGAAAAACAAGAUUCAAAGCGAAAUGGAUGGAUUGCUGUCCGACAAGGAAAUUCUUAAGGCAGCUGUUAAACGUCAUAAAGUGCUUUUAGUAGAAAAGGAUCGGGAGCUAAUUCGUAAAGUGCAAGCUGCCAAAGAGGAAGGUUUUGACAAUAUUGCAGCCUUACAGAAUGAAAAGUUAGAACUUGAGAACAGAUUAGCUCAUCUAGAGAAGAUGAAACUGGAAGAAGAUACUUGGAGACAGUCUGAAAAGGAUCAGUAUGAAGAGAAACUACGUGCUGCACAGAUGGCAGAAGAAUCUAGCAAAAAGGAACUUCAGCGUUUGAGAUUAAAAAUUCAACAGCAAGCUAUGCAGAGAAAAGAGCUGGAAGAAUGGAAACGUGAAAGCACUGAUCAGAAACAGCAAAUCUACAACAUGGAACUCCAGCUUGCCUCACUUUCUCAAUCAGAAAAGGAUUUGCUGGAGUCUAAUGAGAAGUUGAAGGAAAGAAUAGAAAGACUGAAACAAGAAUGUCAACAGGCAGAGAAAGCUCAACUGGAAAGAGAGAAGAUUUUAGAAUGCCAGCGUAUGGAAUGGCUGCAGGAGAAGCGUACACUUACUCAGUGCAUCACAGACCAUGAAGAGAAAUAUAACCAGCUGAGGAACAAGCUGUGUCGAGCUGCUGUUGCUCAGAAAAAGAGAAAGACUCUCAAUGACAAUAAACAAAGGAGGAUGCGUGAAAAAAUAGAACUUUUGGAAGCCAAGAUGGAAGAACUAGAAAAACAAAAUCAGAUGUUAAUUAGGCAGAAUGUUUCCUCUGAAGAAUAUGCACGCCUCCAGAAGAGACUAAAGGACUUGCAACGUCGGCACAAUGAAUUCCGGAGCAUAAUUCUGAACCCUAACAUACCAUCACUCAAUCCACUUGGGAUAAUGCCAUCGUCUGCCCUGCCUCCUGGGUCUGAAGUGUCCUUCCCUCUUCUUCAGGAGGAGCAGCAUCAAAGAGAGCUUUCCCUGCUUCGCAAGAGGUUGGAAGAACUAGAAACCAGACAGAGAAAACAGCUGGAAGAUCUUGGACCACCUAGAGAGCGGCUAAUGGGGGAUGCAUACAGGGACUUGGCAAGAAACAAGAUCACUGGAGAAAGUGAAGCACAAAGUGAGGACUCUAAAUAAAUCUGCAACUCUCCUUGCUCUUAACUUGCAAUAACUUAUCCUUUGUAUGUGCAUUUAAUAUUUUGCCAAAAACAUGCCUGUAUGUGCCUGAAUAGAAGCAAAUAUACUCUGCAUAGUUA
This is a messenger RNA of Manacus vitellinus (golden-collared manakin), 2402 nucleotides long. It is a transcript of the gene CEP83, whose product is annotated as centrosomal protein 83. The transcript is spliced from 17 exons. Gene Ontology annotation, cellular component: centrosome. Lineage: Eukaryota; Metazoa; Chordata; Aves; Passeriformes; Pipridae. The record is from RefSeq and is a predicted model, not a curated record. Bases 142 to 2283 code for a protein of 713 amino acids.